GUUCCCACUUUGAUGCUUUUCAUACCAUGGCUAAAUUCGUAAUUACACUUCCAAAUCUAGGGCACAAAAUGCCCCUACGGGCAGCACACUGUGACUUCCUCCAACCCAGCUCACACGAUCCAUUAGAAUCCCUCUCUUUUGUCGAUUAUGGCCUGAACUUCAACAACUCUCCUUAAUUCCUCUCCUUCUUCUCUCAUUCACUCCAAGAAUCCAUCACUAUCCGUCGCAAGAAAACACUCCGCAAGCUUCAACGCAAGCCCUAGAAGAUGUCCGGCGGGUUUUUCCGGGGUACGUCGGCGGAGCAAGACACUCGAUUCUCGAACAAACAGGCGAAGCUGAUGAAAUCGCAGAAGUUUGCUCCUGAAUUGGAUCACCUGGUGGACAUGACGAAAGUGAAGAUGGAUGUUAUCAGGCCAUGGAUUGCUACUAGGGUGACCGAGUUGCUCGGGUUUGAAGACGAAGUUCUAAUCAACUUCAUUUAUGGACUUUUAGAUGGAAAGGAUGUGAAUGGCAAACAAGUUCAAAUAUCGUUAACUGGAUUCAUGGAGAAAAAUACUGGGAAGUUUAUGAAAGAGCUGUGGGCGCUACUCCUUAGUGCCCAGAAGAAUGCAAGUGGUGUACCUCAACAAUUCUUGGAUGCUAAAGAGGAGGAAACUAGGAAGAAGAAGGCAGAGUCAGAUCGGAUAGCAAAUGAAAUUCAAAAGAAGAGAGAGAAGGAAAGUAGAGAACUCAUGGAAGAGAAAUUGAAGAAGAUGGACGGUGGUGUUGAUAGCUCAAAGGUGACUAAUGCCGAAUUGGAACCAGUUUCAAAGCACAUUAAACCAAGGAAUUCCGGUGCCCAUUCUGAAGAUGAGAAAGAUACUGCAGAGAGGAACGGGUUCAGAGGAAGGAACAGAUCUCCCAAUUCAGCUGAUUGUUCCCCUUUAUCUCCACGAGGUGCACGUCGGUCAAUGAGCGGGUCAUUUUCCAAUUCCAGAAGUUAUUCGGAUGAGAGACGGAAGUCAAGGAGUGUAUCGGGAUCACCUCAACCACGAGGACGCUCCAUUUCUUCUGAAAGGGUGUACCACCAUGAACGAAGACGAUCUCUUUCACCUCGUCGAAAGCAUUUUCCUCGAGGAUCAAUCUCCCCCCCAAGACAGAGAUCAUCACAUUCCAGGCGACGGUCCACAUCCCGAUCACGUUAUAGGUCACCUUCCCCUGCACGACGUAGAUUGCGUUCUCCUUUAAGACGCAGAUCACCAUCUCCUGUACGACGCAGGUCACCUUCUCCAAGUAAACGCAGUUCGCCAUCACCCAUUAAACGCAGAUCACCUUCUCCCAUCAGACGCAGGUCACCGUCUCCCUUUAGACGUAGGGUUUCUCCCCCGAUGCGACGUAGGUCUCCUCUGCGACGUGGGUCCUACUCUCCUGUACGGCGUAGAUCACCUAUGCGGCGAAGAUCUCCAUAUCCUGUUUGGCGCAGAUCACCCUCUCCUAUACGGCGUAGAUCUCCCUCUCCUGUACGUCGCCACCGCCGGCGGAGAUCGUCAUCAACUCCACGCCAUAGGUCUCCAUCUCCUGUGAGACAAAGGUCCCCUAUUUAUGUGCGCAGAAGAUCACCAACUCCUUCCCGACGUAGGCCUUCUUCACCUUAUGGAUGGAGUUCACCAUCACCAGUUGGGUAUAGGUCCCCUUCACCAGCUAGGAGGCAAUCACCAAAGCACCAGAGGAGUUCACCGUUGCAAAAUAUUAGAGAAAGAAUCAGGAUGCGGGAUGAAUCAUCUCCUGUCCGUCAUGUUCCGAGAGGGAGGGUUGACAGGGGACCAGAUUCUGUUGUAUGUCGACCUCCAAUUUCUAUGAGAUCACCACAAAGAGAUCCAAAAGAUAAAAGGGAUUCUGGUAAAAAGGUUCCAGCUUUGUCAUCUUCUCCAGAUAGAUCUGCAAGCCUUUCAGAAUCUCCACCACGUACGAGGAAAAUGAGUCCCAGUGAAAAUCAGAGAGCAUCCAGUCUUCCUAAGAGUCCUGUCAGGCGACCAAGGGAAAGGAUGAGUGCUGACAGCAGCCUAAGUCCUCCACGCAAGCCUAGAGAACAGAAAAAUCGUCAUGAUAGUCCUGAAACAAGUGGAGAGGAGGAAACUAAUUUUACCAGGGAGGACAAGGAUCUUAGAUCCAGGUCAUUACAAAAACGAUCCCCUGCUGUUAGCAAACAGAAAGAUUCCCCCGUGAAUAUACUUUACAAGGAGAAGGACCCUCCUGAAAGGCCAGCUGGUCAUCGGGCUGCUGAAAAGCAGAGUGGUCCUGAUAACAAAGAACCGAGAAAGAAAGACCAGGAGAUAAAGAGUGAGAAGGCUUCAGGAAAGGUGGGGCGUCCAGAUUUUACUGAUCGACAAGAGUCUCCAAUCUCAUAUAAAGACUCUUCCAUAGGCAGUAGGCAACAGUUAUUGCAUUCUAGAGAACAUUACAAAGCUGAUGACCAGCGCCAUUCUCGUUCAAACAAUGUCAAGGACAGCAAUUGGGAUCACAAAUUAGAAACUUCACCGAAAGCAAACGUGAAGGCGGCUGAAAAAAUUGGUCGGAGGAGUAUUGACUCUGUUUCUGAGGGAAGUGAUAGGUACAAAAGUGAACGCAAGGAAAAGAGAAAGCAUAAGAGGUCUGAUAGGAAAGAAGUGACAUCAGAUGAUGAUUUCAGUUAUGAUUCUGAAAUAGAGCACAGGAAGGAGGCCAAGAGGAGGAGGAGGGAGGAAAAGCGAUUACGGAAAGAAGAGAAGCGUCGACGGCGUGAAGAGCGACGCCGCAAAAGGGAAGAACGGCGUGCCGAGAAGCUGAAAAUGAAGUCGAUGGAUACUGUCUUUCCACCAUCGGACUCUGAGAAAAAUCAAAAUAAUGCAUAUGGCUCAGAUGGUGAACAUGUUGCGAGGAGGGACUGUCAUUCAAGUGAUGCUGAAGAGACCGAAAGUGAGCAGAAAAGGCUUGAGAUUGAGUUGCGGAAAAAGGCUCUUGAAUCACUUAGAGCAAAGAAGGGCAUCAGUCACUAAACUAAUUGCUGCUUUGGAACAAUUAGCUAUUAUUUGACAAUUUUAUUUUUGUUGAGCAGUAUCUUUCAAAAAUUUCUAGGAAAUUUAUGUUUUCAAAUGAGUGUAUCCAUAUAUUUGAUAGAUCUUUAAUGUAGUCUGUGUUUACUGCUGGCAGCUGAAAUGGAUAAAUGACGAUUUCGUGAGCUA
This is a messenger RNA of Malania oleifera, 3200 nucleotides long. RefSeq lists its product as uncharacterized. Gene Ontology annotation, cellular component: spliceosomal complex. Bases 267 to 3014 code for a protein of 915 amino acids. Lineage: Eukaryota; Viridiplantae; Streptophyta; Magnoliopsida; Santalales; Ximeniaceae. The transcript is spliced from 13 exons. The record is from RefSeq and is a predicted model, not a curated record. Gene Ontology annotation, biological process: mRNA processing; regulation of mRNA splicing, via spliceosome. Gene Ontology annotation, molecular function: RNA binding.